Messenger RNA from Pistacia vera, 405 nucleotides. Its product is annotated as zinc finger BED domain-containing protein RICESLEEPER 1-like. NCBI's taxonomy places the organism in Eukaryota, Viridiplantae, Streptophyta, Magnoliopsida, Sapindales, Anacardiaceae. The coding region runs from base 1 to 405 and encodes 134 amino acids. The record is from RefSeq and is a predicted model, not a curated record. The transcript has a single exon.
AUGACGCUUGAUAACUACUCCACAUGUAAUGUAGUUGUUGAAGAUAUCUUGAACGAACUUCCAAGUGCCUCACUUAGGCUACGUGGUUCAUUGUUUCAUAUGCGUUGUUGUGCACAUGUUCUGAAUCUCGUUGUUCAAGAUGGAUUAUCGGUGAUUGGACAAGGAAUUACAAGAAUCCAUGAGAGUGUUGCUUAUUGGUCAGCAUCGCCCAAAAUAGAGCAAAAAUUUGUUGAAGUGUCACAUCAAGAAGGCAUUGAAAGUACGAAGAAGUUGACUCUUGACUGUAAGACUCCCUGGAACUCAACUUAUUUAAUGCUUGAAGCUGCUUUCAUUUACAAAGAUGUGUUUUUUCGUUUAAAGCUUCGUGAGCCACAAUAUAGAUGUUUGCCAACGGAGGAGGAAUGA